Molecule: messenger RNA, 225 nt
Organism: Acanthoscelides obtectus
Lineage: Eukaryota; Metazoa; Arthropoda; Insecta; Coleoptera; Chrysomelidae
Source: the annotation of a GenBank genome assembly
AUGGUGCGUCAAUUCACUGGAAAAAAGCCGAUUCUGGAGAAGUCCUUGUGUGCCCUGAUUUCUGCUACUUUGAACGUGACCGGCGACGAAGGCUCGUCAUCUCGUUUCAAGUCCACGUCGCCCAGACGUACCGAGAAUUGGCGAGCUGCAAAACUACAUAAAGUUGUUCAAUUGAUUGCAUUUUAUAGGAUGUUGACAAAACAUAAUAAUAUUGAGUACCCAUAA